AUGAAAGCCGCUUGUAUUCUCUUAACCGUUAUAAUAGUGGUGGCCAUAAUGGCUGUAUGCGUGAUGGUAAAAUUCGCCACAGAUAUCACAGUGGAGGAAAGAAAAAGGGAUUACUUGCCGGGAACUGGAGUGUACCAAGUCGCGAAAUCUAUCGCAAUCCCAUUGAACGAAGUAAAGAAUUAUCCAAUCGCAGAGAGAUUUCCAUACGUCGCUGCGAUUGCUCGGAACUCUUCACGAUCGUGGACGUUUUCUUGUUUCGCAAGUGUGGUGUUAGUCAAAUGGGUCGUCACUUCCGGCCACUGUAGGCAUAAAGGGGCAACACAUCGCGUGUUAUUAUUGAACGAUUUCGCUCGAAAUGUUACGCGAUCUUUUCCAAUUUUAUUUUGGAGGAUUCAUGAAAAAUAUCACGUAAACAACACGGCACCGUUCUAUGAUAUAGCGGUCGCAAAGUUUAACGUAGACGACUAUCCAUUUUCAAUAAAGCCUUCGCUAUUCGACGAGAGCCCCGUCACGACAUGCGAAGCUAGUAUCUGGAAAACUGUUUCGACAAUGGACAGACGUGUUUAUCUCAUUAAUGAUUUUGAUAAAUUACAAGUUAAAAUAACAUCCGCAAUUGAUUGCCACGAAAGUUUUGGAAUCGAUAUAAAUGAGAGUAUGAUUUGUAUUGAUUUAACGAAGUACGAUGACUGUUUUAUACACGAGUUCGGUCCGUUGUACAACGGUGACAAGUUAGUAGGAAUUUUGGCGCGAAGGCCGAGGGACUGUGACGUGAAGUUCGCGAUAUUCACGAACGUAUCGUACUAUUCGAAUUGGAUCUUGAAAUUGACGCAUACGACUUCGUAUGGGUAG
Messenger RNA from Vanessa atalanta (red admiral), 849 nucleotides. RefSeq names its product trypsin eta-like. NCBI's taxonomy places the organism in Eukaryota, Metazoa, Arthropoda, Insecta, Lepidoptera, Nymphalidae. Gene Ontology annotation, biological process: proteolysis. Gene Ontology annotation, molecular function: serine-type endopeptidase activity. The transcript has a single exon. The coding region runs from base 1 to 849 and encodes 282 amino acids. The record is from RefSeq and is a predicted model, not a curated record.